This is a messenger RNA of Cloeon dipterum, 3058 nucleotides long. Its product is annotated as 116 kDa U5 small nuclear ribonucleoprotein component. The transcript has 14 exons. The record is from RefSeq and is a predicted model, not a curated record. Gene Ontology annotation, molecular function: U5 snRNA binding; GTP binding; GTPase activity. Gene Ontology annotation, cellular component: cytosol; U4/U6 x U5 tri-snRNP complex; U2-type catalytic step 2 spliceosome. Gene Ontology annotation, biological process: mRNA splicing, via spliceosome. NCBI's taxonomy places the organism in Eukaryota, Metazoa, Arthropoda, Insecta, Ephemeroptera, Baetidae. The coding region runs from base 78 to 2999 and encodes 973 amino acids.
UGUUUUGUUUAGUCGGCGACAUCGGCGUCGCUUUUGCAAAGUUACCGCUCAUUUAGGAAAUUUUGUAAAUUGUCGCCAUGGACGCGGACUUAUACGAUGAAUUUGGCAACUAUAUCGGACCGGACCUCGAGUCUGACGAUGAGGAAGAAGAAACUUACAAGGAUGCUGAACCGGAGCAGGAGGAAUAUGACGAUGAAGCAAUGGACGACGACGGCAACGUUGACGACGAGCCGGCGCCGAUGGCAGUUGUCCUGCACGAAGACAAAAAGUACUACCCUCUCGCUUCAGAGGUGUACGGUCCAGACGUGGAGACGAUAGUCCAGGAGGAAGACACGCAGGCUCUGGACAAACCCCUCAUCGAGCCUGUCAAGAAACACAAGUUCCAGGUGAAGGAGCAGGAUCUGCCCGAUACUGUCUACAACAUGGAGUUCUUGGCCGACUUGAUGGACACUUCUCACUUGAUCAGAAACGUCGCAAUUGUUGGUAAUCUGCACCACGGAAAAACAAAUUUCGUCGACUGCCUGGUGGAGCAAACUCACCCUGACAUUCGGCCCCUGGAGGGAAAGUACCUUCGCUACACAGACACCCUGAUCACAGAGCAGGAAAGGGGCGUCAGCAUCAAGGCUAUGCCAGUCACCCUUGUCAUGCAGGAUGUGCGCAAUAAGUCGUACCUCAUGAACAUCUUUGACACACCAGGCCACGUGAAUUUCUCCGACGAAGCAACUGCUGCUAUGAGAAUGUGCGAUGGCAUUGUUUUGUUCGUUGACGCUGCCGAGGGAGUCACUCUUCAAACCGAAAGGCUGCUCAAGCACGCAAUACAGGAGAAAAUGGGCCUGACAGUUUGCAUCAACAAAAUCGACCGGCUGAUUUUGGAGCUGAAACUGCCUCCUCUGGACGCCUACUUCAAACUGAGGCACGCGUUGGAGGAACUUAACAGUCUGCUCAGUUUGUACUCGGAGGAUGAGAAUGUGCUGAUAUUCUCGCCGCUGAAUGGAAAUGUUUGCUUUGCGAGUGCGCAGUACGGAGUGUGCUUCACGCUCCAGUCGUUUGCCAAAAUUUACGCUGAUACCUAUGGCGGAUUCAACCCGAAGGAAUUCGCCAGGAGGUUGUGGGGCGACGUCUACUUCAACAGCAAGACCAGAAAGUUCAGCAAGAAGGCGCCUCACAGCACGGCCCAGAGGAGUUUCAUCGAGUUCAUCCUCGAGCCGCUCUACAAAAUCUUUGCCCAGGUGGUUGGCGACGUGGACACCUGCUUGCCGGAUCUGAUGAACGAACUUGGCAUUCACCUGACCAAAGAGGAGAUGAAGAUGAACAUCAGGCCCCUCCUGCGUCUCAUUUGCAGCAAAUUCAUCGGCACGUUUACCGGAUUUGUCGAGAUGUGUGUGGAGCACAUCAAGUCUCCGCUGGACAAUGCCAGGGCCAAGGUUGAGCACAUCUAUACAGGCCCACUUGAUUCUGAAAUCGCAGAGGACAUGUGCAAGUGCGACCCUGAGGGAAAGUUGAUGGUGCACAGUACUAAGAUGUAUCCAACGGAGGACUGCACGUUCUUCCAAGUGUUGGCCAGGGUGAUGAGCGGCACUUUAUACGCAAACCAGGACGUCAGGGUGCUCGGAGAGAACUACACUCUCGCAGACGAAGAAGACUCCAGAGUGCUGACGGUGGGCAGGCUGUGGAUCUAUGAAGCCAGGUACAAAGUUCAGGUGAACCGGAUUCCCGCGGGCAACUGGGUGCUCAUCGAGGGAAUCGACCAGCCUAUCGUUAAAACGUCGACCAUCACCGACCCCAACAUCAAUGAUGAACUCUACAUCUUCCGACCUUUGAAGUUCAACACCCAGUCUGUCAUCAAAAUUGCUGUCGAGCCAGUGAACCCGUCAGAACUGCCAAAGAUGCUGGAUGGUCUGCGUAAAGUCAACAAGUCGUACCCUCUUCUCACAACGAGAGUGGAGGAAUCAGGAGAACACGUUGUCCUCGGAACGGGGGAACUCUACUUGGACUGCGUCAUGCACGACUUGAGGAAAAUGUACUCGGAAAUCGAUAUCAAAGUGGCAGAUCCUGUGGUCGCAUUUUGCGAGACGGUGGUGGAAACCUCAUCGCUAAAAUGUUUUGCCGAGACCCCCAACAAAAAGAACAAAAUCACAAUGAUUGCCGAGCCGCUGGAGAAAGGUUUGGCGGAAGAUAUCGAAAAUGAAGUGGUACAAAUCUCUUGGAACAAAAAGAGGUUAGGGGAAUUCUUCCAAACAAAAUACGACUGGGAUUUGCUGGCGGCUCGAUCGAUCUGGGCCUUUGGACCUGAGGUAACCGGCCCCAAUAUCCUGGUUGACGACACGCUGCCCUCUGAAGUAGACAAAGGUCUGUUGAGCUCAGUGAAAGAUUCGAUCGUGCAAGGCUUCCAGUGGGGCACCAGGGAAGGGCCUUUGUGUGAGGAGCCCAUCCGAAACGUCAAAUUCAAGAUUCUCGACGCCGUCAUUGCCCAGGAGCCACUGCACAGAGGCGGAGGUCAAAUCAUCCCCACUGCAAGGCGAGUUGCCUACUCGGCGUUUUUGAUGGCCACUCCAAGACUCAUGGAGCCUUACCUCUUUGUCGAGGUUCACGCACCUGCUGACUGCGUGUCUGCCGUUUACACAGUUCUAGCCAGAAGAAGAGGCCACGUGACACAAGACGCCCCUUUGCCUGGCUCGCCUCUCUACAUGAUCAAGGCGUUCAUCCCCGCAAUCGACUCCUUUGGCUUCGAGACUGAUCUCAGGACACACACCCUUGGGCAGGCGUUUUCCCUUUCAGUGUUCCACCAUUGGCAGAUCGUACCCGGUGAUCCAUUGGACAAGAGUAUUGUCAUCCGGCCCCUGGAGCCGCAGCCAGCCACGCACUUGGCCCGCGAGUUCAUGAUCAAGACCAGGAGGAGAAAGGGUUUGAGCGAAGAUGUGUCCAUCAACAAGUUCUUCGACGAUCCCAUGUUGCUCGAGUUGGCGAAACAGGAUGUCCUCCUCAAUUACCCCCUGUAGAUGUGCAUUUUUGUUAUGGAGUAAUUUCAUUCCAUUAAAUAAUCUUAGGUUUUAACUAA